This is a messenger RNA of Arachis ipaensis, 702 nucleotides long. RefSeq lists its product as uncharacterized. The record is from RefSeq and is a predicted model, not a curated record. NCBI's taxonomy places the organism in Eukaryota, Viridiplantae, Streptophyta, Magnoliopsida, Fabales, Fabaceae.
AUGGCUGAGAAAUCAGGAAGCGGAUCUGGAUCUGGAGGUGUUGGCACAAUGGAUGCUCAGCAGUUUGUGGCAUUUUUCAGUCAAGUUGCACAGAUCCAGAGUCAUCUGAACAAGGCAAAUCCGAAUCAAGACCUUUCAAGUCCUUACUAUAUUUUACCGUCUGAAAAUCCAAGUAUACCUAUUACCAAUGUCACACUUACCAGUUCAAAUUAUAGUGCCUGGAGCAAAGCAAUGAUAAACGCACUUUAUUCGAAGAACAAAUUCAAAUUUGUUGAUGGCACCAUUCCUAAGCCUGAGAAAACAGAUCCAAAUUUUAAGGUGUGGCAACGUUGUAACACGUAUGUAGUAGCCUGGAUUAAUCUCUCCUUGAGCCCUGACAUAUAUCAGAGUGUUUUAUGGAAUAAUAUAGCUUAUGAUUUGUGGAACGAUCUUAGGCAUCGGUACUACCAAGGAGACAGGUUUAGAGUAGCUGAGUUAAAUGAGGAGAUUUAUGCGCUCAAACAGGGAGACAUGUCCGUUACUGCCUAUUUUGCUAGGCUUAAGAACCUUUGGGAAGAGGUUGAUGAUUUUAGAUCGAUUCCUGGAUGUGACUGCGUUAAGUGUGAGUGCGGUUUAGGCGUCGUAAGGCAGCAAAGGGAAGAAGAUAGAGUCACAAAGUUUCUUCGAGGUCUUGGAGAACAGUAUUCAACUGUUAAGUCUUAA